Messenger RNA from Parus major (Great Tit), 4209 nucleotides. RefSeq lists its product as uncharacterized. Gene Ontology annotation, cellular component: cytoplasm. The transcript is spliced from 6 exons. Gene Ontology annotation, biological process: protein dephosphorylation. The coding region runs from base 2670 to 3692 and encodes 340 amino acids. The record is from RefSeq and is a predicted model, not a curated record. Gene Ontology annotation, molecular function: non-membrane spanning protein tyrosine phosphatase activity; acid phosphatase activity. NCBI's taxonomy places the organism in Eukaryota, Metazoa, Chordata, Aves, Passeriformes, Paridae.
CGGCGCUGGGCGGGAACGCGGUGGGAGCGCGGUGGGAGCGCGGGCUCUGCUCCGGCACUGCCCGCCGCUGCUGCUGCCGCAGGAGCCUACGAGGGCUUUGCCCAGGCUGGAGACUUCCACAUCAGGCUACUGCUGCCGGUGGAUUUGCAACUGAAAAAUGCCAGGAUAGAGUGCAGCUGGCGUCUGAAGAAGAUCCUGCGUGGAUGUCGGCACAUUUCUAAAGCAGAGGCUGCAGAGCUGCCCAGGUCUUGUCAGCUUUAUGGUGGAACUGAAAACUGUUUUGGAAAUUGCUUUAAAAAACACACAAGACCUGCACAUCUCACGGCCUCCAGAAUACUACUCCUGUCUUGUCAGAGAUCUAGAAAUACUGGGCUGGAAUAGAAAGGUAAAUCCACCAAAAAAAUUCAUGAGUGGAGGGGAGAAUAUGAAAAACUCAACCCAAAACUUUAACAAGUGUAUAUUGUGCUAAAUGAAAUAAAGAAGCCUUAGGUGUAAGAACAGUUUUGAGUUUUCCCAUCUGAUUUCUAUAUAGAUAAACAAGAUGUGACUAACAUUAAGUGGGAAGUUGCUUUGAGGGCCCACUUUUAUUUAAAGAUGUAAAACACCCUUGUGAAAUCAGCUGAAGAUUGUGUCGGCGAUUGCCAUUGUUAAUAUGUAAUUGUGUCGUAUUCUAUUUAAAUUUCACAGACUCAAAUCUGAGAAUAUCAGGUAAAAUUUCUUAAACACACGGGAAAUAAAUUUUCAGUUAUGUUUGUUCUCCCAAAAUGGAUGAAAAACAAAAACACCAACCAAAAAAACGAACAAACAAAAAAACUCAAACCCAAAAAAACCAAAAUCUUGAAGAAAGGUUGGAGAAGUCAGUGAUUAAUCAAAGGACUACGCUGCACAUGGGGAAUCACAUCGGGUUUACUCCGACUUGGAAGCAGGAUGACCUGGACAGGCAAUGUGAAGUCCAUUAGCAAGUCACACCUUUGAUUUCGGAGUGCUUUUAACACUAAAGUGACUCUCUAAGAGACCCUCUUAACUGAGACUGAUUGUGAGUUGUAAGUGAUGCUUUAUUUGCUUGGCAGUUACAGAACAUCCUGCAAUGAUCUUUCAGCAGAACUGCCUGUGUUUGGUGCUGGUAGUGAGGAGCAAUCACUGCUCACACCUUGAGCUUUAGUUAAGGAUUUUUUUUAGGAAAAACCCUUGCUUGUUCUGUACCCCAGAUUUACUCAUUCCUAGCAAGUUUUGGGUCAUGCUGAAAGCUGACUGCACCCAAACCCACCUGAAAAAUUGGAAGUCAUUGGCUCUUCUAAUACUUCCCCUUAAUGAAACUGGUUGAGGCAGUGACAAUUUGCCUGGGAAGGCAAAUUAUCAACUAUAAAACACCUUUAGGACUCUUAUCACCCUUAUGGGGAUUCAUAAAGGUUGCCAAUAUCUCUUAAGUCCAUGUUGUCUCAAAUCUCAAAGCUCUUUUGCUUGAUACAUUGCCAUUAAUUUCAUAUGAAAUAUCUUCUCCUCUUGCCUCCUCCAUUUCCAGGGAAUCCUGCCUGGUCCUAUGCUCUCAGUCAUUCGUCUGUCAUGCUGGACUUCAGAGAUUUACCUGAGGCUUUCCAUCUUUAUGCUGAUUCCUUUUAUUCCUUUUUUUGUAUUUUUCUUUUUUUUUUUCCCUCUGAUAAAGUGAUGGAGCCUAGAGAGGUAUUGAAGUCUUUUUAAGUGAAAUAUCACUUAUGUACACAAUUCUGUAUGUGUUUAUACAAAAAGUGUGACUUUAAGCUGAAAGAAUCCAGCCUUUUCUUAUAAAUCAAGAUUGAAGUGGUCCAAACAAGAUGAAUGUCAGAACAGGUAAAAUCCCUGACACCUCAGCAGCAUUCUUUGAAUUUUUCUGUUUUCUUUUGCUGUGGAUCUUUGGAGCAGAGUGCUGCAGGCUCCAGUUGUGCUUUGGUGUGGACACUGCUGCAUUUUUCACUGCUCUAUCUGUGCUGGGCCUUAGCUGCUGGUUCAGGAAGCAGUAGAUGGAAGGGGUAUAGAGGCAGUUUCUCAGCUUUAUAAAACUGGUACACUUUCGAGGUAAAGUUGGAACGAAGCAGGAUAAAUGAUUUUUCUCCCCCAGUUAGAGAAAGAAUCCUCUAAUUCUUUCUAAGUAUAUCAAGUUCACCUGGUUCCAGUUGAAUGACACUUUUAUCAAGACUUGUCUUUUUUUCAGCUGUUGUGGAGAAAUAGUCCAAGAAAUCUGCAGGUCUCUUUAAUAUUGCAUUAAUCAGCAUUAAACAUGAAAUUAUCUCUGAUGUGCUCAGAUAGGGAAAGCCGAUCGGAAGAUCUCGCGAUGUACGGGAAGAUAGGGCCCCUCUUUCUCCAAAGUUCUAUAACCCAAUAAUGUCACGGUGAUGACGUCAUCGUAACUCGGUCAUAUAAAACCUUGCACACCGGAAAUAAACGCUCUUCACCGUCCACCACAUUGGUGUUCGCGUGUGAUUAGCCCGACAGGCCUCUAAGUUUAGCCGUUGUGUCACUCACGAACCGGGUCGCUACGCCUCAUCUGAGGCAACAUAGUGGUGCCGAAACUGGGGACCGCUCCCCGACACACGGGUUUGAGCGGUCGGAUUUCGGGAGUCUCGCCGGACGCUGAGGGACGGCUGGAGCAGCAGGACCGACUCCAGCAGGGAGGACGCUCCCGUACCGCCAAGAUGCAGUCGCUCAGCAGGGUAAUUUCACAGCUACAUAUGCAGUGGCGUAUAGACUUCAAAUCAAAGGAUUUUGAAUGCAUGGUUGUCAGAUUACUAGAAUUAUGUGUUAUCGAUGAUCCCGUAGAUAUAUUACGCCCAGAUUGCUGGGUUAGGUGUACUAAGGUGCUCACGGAUGACGUGUUGUGCUUCAAGUCUAGCAAGUGCCUUAAAAGCUGGGCAAGAGUUACACAAGCGCUACGGAAAGCGCUUCAAGAGCAGGAAACUUGGAAGGCAGCUCAAAGCUGUUUUAAGGUUACACCACGGGUGGGGGUUGGAGCUGCUACUCAGACCACAUUUAUUGACUGCCCCACCGAUUCUAACUGGCCAUCCAAUGAUGACGGGCGACCCAAGUUGCCAUCCCGCCUGCCCGGCUCUAAUGCAGGUUUGGCCGCGGAACAUACUUUGCCGCCGGGGGGUACGAAUACCACUGAGCCGCGGGGCGCGCCCGACACCGCGGGCCCUGGAGAUGUCAGGGAAAGGCCUCCACCAUACACGCCGCGAAAUGGCACCAGGGAGAGGAGCGAGGUCUUCAGAGCGAAGAUGGCGGCAGGAGAGUCGAAGUCAGUGCUGUUCGUGUGCCUGGGAAACAUCUGUCGCUCUCCAAUAGCUGAAGCAGUUUUCAGAAAACUCGUAACUGAUGAGAAGCUUGAACAUAAGUGGAGGACAGACAGUGCAGCAACAUCUGCCUAUGAAAUAGGAAGCCCUCCUGACUAUCGAGGACAGAACUGCAUGAAGAAGCAUGGCAUUACCAUGAACCAUAUUGCCAGGCAGAUUACUAAAGAGGAUUUCCAGACCUUUGAUCAUAUACUUUGUAUGGAUGAGAGCAAUCUAAGAGAUUUGAACAGGAAAAGUAACCAAGUUAAAGACUGCAAGGCCAAAAUUCAGCUACUUGGAACUUACGAUCCACGGAAACCACUUAUUGUUGAAGAUCUAAAGGUUCCUGGUUCGAUCCCGAGUUUCAACAGAGCUACAGCAAAGACUUGAACAGCGUAGCCAACACUGCUCAGCAGAACUGGUUUAGUUCAAUGUUCGGCCAAUCCCCAUGGAUUAUUACCCUUAUUUCCACGUUAGCAGGACCAGUUAUCGUUGUGGUGUUCAUACCUAUAUUUGGUCCUUGUCUCCUUAAUAAGUUAGCCCAGUUUUAUAAAAACCCGUUUGGAUAAGAUUGACAUUUUAUAUUUAGAACAGAGACAGUUAACCUGAGUUUGCCAUGACAGUUUGUACUAAUACACCGCGGUUACGUUUAAUGUUCAUUACUAACCAGUUCACGGUUUGUUGUUAAUUACAUAAGUCAUUCAGUUAUAAAGUUCUGUUCAUGGAGAGGGGAGAAGAUGAUGUGGUUAGAUAGGGAAAGCCGAUCGGAAGAUCUCGCGAUGUACGGGAAGAUAGGGCCCUCUUUCUCCAAAGUUCUAUAACCCAUAAUGUCACGGUGAUGAUGUCAUCGUAACUCAGUCAUAUAAAACCUUGCACACCGGAAAUAAAUGCUCUUCACCGUCCACCA